This is a messenger RNA of Boleophthalmus pectinirostris (great blue-spotted mudskipper), 1362 nucleotides long. Its product is annotated as zinc-binding protein A33-like. Gene Ontology annotation, molecular function: zinc ion binding; protein binding. Bases 1 to 1362 code for a protein of 453 amino acids. NCBI's taxonomy places the organism in Eukaryota, Metazoa, Chordata, Actinopteri, Gobiiformes, Gobiidae. The transcript has a single exon. The record is from RefSeq and is a predicted model, not a curated record.
AUGGCUACUAGAUGCAAAGAAGAUCUGUGCUGCACUAUCUGCCAUGACAUCUACAAAGACCCUGUUAUUUUGGACUGCAACCACAACUUCUGCAGAGCCUGUGUCGAGGACCAGUGGAGAAAAGAGCCUAGAACGUGCCCAGUAUGUUUGAGGAGACAGUCUAGAGAUCUACCUUCAGACAUGGCCUUGAGGAACGCAUGUGAGGUUUUCCUACGGCAGAGAGCAGAGCAAACAGUUUGUGAGCUUCACAAAGAGGAUCUGAAACUCUUCUGCAAAGACCAUCUGCAAUUAAUCUGUUUGAUCUGCAGAGACUCAAAACAACACGUGGGGCAUACGAUCCGACCCAUCAAUGAGGAAGCUCCAGUUAUCCGGGAAAAACUUCAAGAUAAACUAAAGCCUCUGAAAGACAAGAUUCAAGAAUUGAGUAAAAGGAAACAGCAUUUUAUAGAAACCGUGUCUCAUAUCAAAACUCAGCGGUGUACAGCUGAAACUAGAAUCGGUGAGCAUUUUCAGAAGCUCCACCAGUUUCUUGAAAAGGAACAACAGAACAGAAUCCAAGCUCUGAUGGCAGAAGAGGAGAAGAAGAUGAAGAGCCUGAAGGACAAGAUGGCGGAGAUGGACAGAGAGAUACAAGCUCUGUCUGAGAUCAUUGCAUCUGCAGAGAAGCAACUAGAAGCUUCAGAUUCCUCAGUCCUGCUUGAAUACAAGGUUACAGUGAAAAGACUGAAGCACUGCCCCCCUGUGGAGAUGCCAGAGUUGGGCUUAGGAGCUUUGAUAGACCAGGCCAAACAUCUGGGUAACCUGGACUUCAACAUCUGGAACAACAUGAAGAACUUGGUGGAGUACUACCCUGUCAUUCUGGAUCCUAAUACAGCCCAUCCAGAACUAGCAUUGUCUGAGGAUUUAACAAGUGUAAAAUGUGUAAAUGAACAAAGAAUUCCAGACAUACCUGAACGUUUUACUUCUUAUUUCCGUGUUCAGGGAUCAGACGGGUAUAGUUCCGGUAAUCACAGCUGGGAGGUUGAGGUGUCCGGUAAAGAGAAUUGGUCAGUAGGUGUGGUCAGUGAGUCUGUACAAAGAAAAGGCAAAAUGGAUGCCGGGAAUUGGGGAAUGUAUUUUAUAAACGGUAAAUACAAAGUUGUCUCUCAACCAGAAACAUUUAAGCUCUUGAAUUUGACGAAUCUAAGCAGAGUGAGACUGAUCCUGGACUGUGACAAAGAAACACUUUCGUUUCAUGACCCAGACACUUAUUUGUGCUUAUACAAGUUCACAAAUGUCAAAAGUUUCUCUGAGAGGCUGUUCCCAAGCUUUCUGACCUAUAACACCACCCCACUGAAGGUUUUGCCCUCGAGGCAUUUUUAA